Molecule: messenger RNA, 969 nt
Organism: Rhodotorula toruloides NP11
Lineage: Eukaryota; Fungi; Basidiomycota; Microbotryomycetes; Sporidiobolales; Sporidiobolaceae
Exons: 3
Coding region: 1-969 (322 amino acids)
Source: RefSeq, a predicted model, not a curated record
AUGUCGCUCGCAGCGGGUGCUGCGGCUCUCACGCCUCCGCUACAGACUCGCAGCGAUUCUGGCUUCGUCCUCCUCACCACCCAGACGUCGCCCACCGCGCUCUCCUCCCCACAUCGCUCAACGCACCUUCCCCUUCCUCGACCGCGCUUCCUGCCGCUUCUGCAGCUUACAGCGAUCCUCGACUUCGCUGUGACGCUCUGGCUCGGCCUGCGAGUGGGCCUGGCGAGGUUGCCCGUUUCCGCUGUCGUCCUGAACUCGGCGCGGCCUGUCGCGGUAGUAGCGGUCGCAUCGUCGCGCAACGUGCGGGAGUAUGGACCAGUGAUCAUCGGACAAGUCAUGGUCUCCGCCCUCGUCCUCCUCUUCCGGCUUAACGAGGUCGUCCAGACGAGCAACACAAUCGCCUCACCAAAGCUACCAGCGACUCGUAAUUACGCCGAGACCGCAACGUCUCCAACCUUCUUCCAUCGACUGUUUAACCCCGUCACUGUCUGGUACCUCUCCUCCUUCGCCUUCUCCCUCCUUCACUACGCCCUCUUCGUCAUCUUCGUCGGCAUCCGACGACGACGGAAUCCUCUCGCAGGCAGGAUGAGACGGUCGUCGACGUGGGGUGAGCAACGGUGGGAAGGGAGGGAGGAAAGUGUCGCGGCAGGAUCUGAGGCGGGAGAGUCGCGUGGCAGCGAGCGCGAGAGGCUGCUCAGCGCGGAAGAGGAAGAUCUUGAAACGGCCUACGGAGAAGCGAGUGGAGGAGACGACUCGUCCGAGUUGGGCGCUUCAAGCGACGACGAAGACGACAUCAUCGACGUGCCGAAGCGGGGCGGCGAGCUGCGGAACCGAGCGAGCAGGGCGAGUCUACUGAGUGCGAGGAAUGCAGGUGGGAACGCAGCGGAAGUGAGGGCAAGGGUCGCGAGCGGGCCAGGUCUGCGGGCGAGCAGGAAUUAUGGCUCGAUCAACUCGCUGGCCGGAAUUUGA